Molecule: messenger RNA, 600 nt
Organism: Stylonychia lemnae
Lineage: Eukaryota; Ciliophora; Spirotrichea; Sporadotrichida; Oxytrichidae
Source: the annotation of a GenBank genome assembly
AUGCCAAUAAGAAUAGAAAAUAGUAAGUCUUAGGCAAAUAGUUUUGUAAAUUAAUCAUUAGAAAAUAUUGGAUUGAGGAGCAAGAGAUUGAGUUACAAUAGCUAGACUCUGUCUUUAACUCUCAGUGUUUAACCCUCAAACAGAAGUUAGCAUGAAUUAUCUGUGGAUUAAGUUAAGUCUUAAGAAAAGAAUUAAAAAAAUCAGCUAAAUGGAUAAGCAGGAACAUUUUCAACUCUAAGCAAUAAAGAAAGCCUGAGGAUAAGCAGAAACGUCAUGUCCUCAGUUUAUACUUAAGAUAUUAAGACCAUUCGAUCAAAGAAUAUGGCAAAUUAAUCAGAUAGUGAUUCUAGAAAGUAUAAUUUGAUAAUGAAGAAACUUGUCUAGAUAUAAGGGAAAGAUAUACUUAACCCUAGGUCUAUUGGUGAAGAGUAAAAUCAUUCAAAAUAAAUAAGGCAUAAAACAAAGAAUCAUUUACUAGAUGCAUUCAAGCCCAAAUUUUAAACAUACCUUCCUUCAAUUAUUGGAUUCUAGGCAGCUGAAAAAUUAAAAUAAUAGAACAAUGUAUAUUUCAAUCAUGGCUAGAAUGAAUGUUCAAUAUGA